This is a messenger RNA of Haemorhous mexicanus (house finch), 858 nucleotides long. RefSeq names its product E3 ubiquitin-protein ligase RNF182-like. The transcript has a single exon. Bases 12 to 737 code for a protein of 241 amino acids. Lineage: Eukaryota; Metazoa; Chordata; Aves; Passeriformes; Fringillidae. The record is from RefSeq and is a predicted model, not a curated record.
UCCCCAGGAGCAUGGCCCAGCCAGAGAGCAAACUGGUGUCCCCGCCGGUGGCACCCUCGUCCCCCGAGCUGGAGUGCCAGAUCUGCUACAGCCGCUUUGACGCCCGUGCCCGCAGGCCCAAGCUGCUCCGCUGUGGCCAUCGCCUCUGUGCCCGCUGCCUGAGCAGGAUUGUUCCCCCGGGGGACUCUUCAACCCCCCAGCUCCGUUGCCCCUUCUGCCGCCAGCAUAGCCCGGUGCCGGGUGGGGACGUGCAGCAGCUGCAGGACGAUGGUGAGGCACUGGCGCUGCUGACAGGCCGUGAACGGGCCAAGAAACGGGGUCCACCCCUAUCUCCUGAGGUACUCCUUUGCCCCAGUGUGCUGGAGCCCACAUCCAGCCCCGACUGCCUGGUUGUCACCAUCCUGGAGGUGCCAGAGGACGUAGCCCCACCAGAGAGCCUGGGCAGGCUGGAAGUGGUGCGGCUGUACCGCCCCACGAGCCUGGGUGCACUGCCCUGCCAUGGCCCUGGGCAGAAGUGGCGCUCCUGGGGGUGGCAAGCCAUCCCCCGCUUCAUUCUGGGCGUCCUCUGCCUCCUCUACUUCAGCUCCCUGCCCUUUGGCAUCUACCUCCUGCUCAUCGAGCACCACAGCCUGGGCAUCAUCCUGGUCAGUCUUGUGCCCUCCACCCUCCUUCUCUGCAUUGUCUACAGCCUCUGCCAGUGCCUGUGCCUGGAGGUCUUUGGGUUCCCCCACUCCUGACCCUGCACAGCCAACCCGUGUGCCUGAGCCAGGCAGGAUUUGGGUUCCUUGGGGCAUUGUCCCUUGAGGUACACAUGUCCUCUGACCCACAGCAUGCUCCGCCUGGACCAUGGGGAGAAGC